CAUCUCUCUCUCAUCAUUUGUCCAAUAUCAAGGGCCAGUAUCUUCUUAUCUCAUUCGGUUUAUCUUUAUACUUUGGUCCCAGCCUCUCUACUGUCUUCACCAUGAAGGUGACCAUCAAGCAAUGGAACGCCGUGGCCGCAUGGCGGUGGGACAUGCCAGAGGACGACGUGUGUGGUAUCUGUCGGGUACAGUUUGACGGCACGUGUCCGACCUGCAAAUAUCCUGGAGAUGAUUGCACCCUUCUGAUUGGCAAAUGUGGCCAUUCUUUCCACAUGCAUUGCCUUCUUACAUGGAUUCAACAAGACUCUUCAAAGGGCCUCUGCCCCAUGUGCCGUCAAAAAUUCGAAUGGAAGCAAAGUGGCGAGUAAAGUCUUUUCUGCAUUGGUGAUUUUGUUGUUUCGGGCGUACACGGGGUCACCGGUGGAUACGAGUAAACGGUUAGAUUUGGGAAGAAGUAUCCUAGCACAAGAUUUCUGGCGUUGUUUUGCUUUUAGAGAACAUACCUACGUCUUCAUGUUCACAUGCAUUUUCAAUCUUUACAGCACGAUACCUUUGAAUUUCCUGAACAUGUUCUUCAUUUAUAUUCCAUGGCACGGCAGAGUAUUCAUUAUUUGUUAAAUUUAUUCAAGAGAACACAGAAAUCUACAGCU
Messenger RNA from Xylona heveae TC161, 650 nucleotides. Its product is annotated as RING finger domain-containing protein. Gene Ontology annotation, biological process: anaphase-promoting complex-dependent catabolic process; protein ubiquitination; positive regulation of mitotic metaphase/anaphase transition. Lineage: Eukaryota; Fungi; Ascomycota; Xylonomycetes; Xylonales; Xylonaceae. The transcript is spliced from 4 exons. The coding region runs from base 102 to 368 and encodes 88 amino acids. Gene Ontology annotation, cellular component: nucleus; anaphase-promoting complex. The record is from RefSeq and is a predicted model, not a curated record. Gene Ontology annotation, molecular function: cullin family protein binding; ubiquitin protein ligase activity; zinc ion binding.